Molecule: messenger RNA, 510 nt
Organism: Verticillium dahliae VdLs.17
Lineage: Eukaryota; Fungi; Ascomycota; Sordariomycetes; Glomerellales; Plectosphaerellaceae
Exons: 3
Coding region: 1-510 (169 amino acids)
Source: RefSeq, a predicted model, not a curated record
AUGCCUGCCGAGGGAUCAAACGGGGGGCGACUGGAGGUUGCAGCACUUGCAUUGAGACCCAAGGCCUCGGAUGCUGUGCCGUCGAGCCUGGCGUACACCUUUUACACCGGCCCGUUUCGCAACUUUGCUCUCAAUCCGCCGCCUCACGGCGACACAGCACGGGAUAUCCGCCGUCGGCGGUGGACUACCAAGCGACCUACCAGCAAUGCUUUGCUGCCUUUGACCCGGGCCAAACAAGGUGUCGAGAAAAGCAGGAGCGCCCUCCCAUCUGCCCGCGCGAUAACCGAUGCUGUUCCAAAACUUGACGAUGCUACCAUCAAACGGACUGUUGAAGACGACGAGCAGGUUGUCAACAGCAAACAGGCAGAGGAACGCGAGAAAGAUGCUGGCGAUGACGUGGACAGCACCUGGAGCGACGAGACUAUCGUCUGGGAUCGACCAUGGUCCCCAUCAGAGACCUCGCCGCCCUCGGAGAGGAACAGCGUUGCCUUGCGGUACGUGUAUAGAUAA